AGGCUGUUUGCUAAACCGUUUCGAUAAAUCCAAAUCAGGAAGAAAAAAUGAGCGGCUAAUGCUAACUGGUUAGACGUUAAACGUAUCAUAGCAGUUGGAAGCAUACAUUUUGUUUGGAGUUAUUUUAAAAUUCGGAGUUUAUAAAAUUCUCACACCGAGACACAGUAAAUGAGGAGAUGCAGGCCAGCGAACCAGUGGUUGGUGCAUCAGUGGGGGUGUCUGGUGUUCAGAGUCGGUCGGAGGAUGAAGAGUCACUGAGCAUGAAAGACGUGAAAAGGACGGCAGCACAAGCGUUUGGAGGCGGUGUUCCCAAGAGGAGAAGUUCAUCCAGAUCAAUAAAAAGAAAGAAGUUUGAUGACGAGCUGGUGGAGAGCAGUCUGGUCAAGUCGUCCAGCAGAGUCAAAGGGCCUCCUGUCAUUGAACCUAUACGCUGUUUGGGCAGUGAACCUUCAUCCAUUGAAAAGAAAAAGGUGCCCAAGUCAGGAACUGCCCUCACACCACCUCUCACUAUGGUAUUAAACCCUUCACCUCUGCCCAAAAGAGUAAAGAAAAGCAAGCAGCCUUUACACAUGACUAAAGACUUGGGACGCUGGAAACCCACAGAUGACCUUCUGCUAAUUAAUGCUGUGCUACAGACUAGUGAUCUAACUUCUGUUCAUCUGGGGGUCAAGUUCAGCUGUCGCUUUACUUUGCGGGAAAUUAAAGAGAGGUGGUACGCAUUGCUGUAUGACCCUGUCAUCUCAAAGCUCGCAUGGCAGGCAAUGCGGCAGCUUCACCCAGAGGCAAUAGCAGCAAUUCAAAGCAAAGCUCUCUUCAGUCAGAGUGAACAGGCGCUGCUGGCCAAGAUCGGUUCAACCAGUCAGCCCAAAAUGGAAGUUUUCCUGGAGCUUCUGAGCAAACACCCCGGCAUCUUUCACCCAUCUCGCACCCCGAAGAGCCUGAUGGUUCACUGGCAGCUGCUGAAGCAGUAUUACCUGCUAGAUGACCAGAGUGUUCAGCCGCUUCCUAAAGGGGAUCAGGUGCUGAACUUUUCUGAUGCUGAGCAGAUAGUAGAUGACAUAAAAUUAAAGGAUAGUAGAGACGAAGCACUGGAACACGAGCUGAUGAUAUCAGAUCGUCACCAGAAGAGGGAGAUCAGACAGCUGGAGCAGGAGUUACCUCGGUGGCAAGUUCUUGUAGACAGCAUCACAGGGAUGAGCAUGCCUGACUUCGACAAUCAGACGUUGGCAGCGCUGCGGGGAAGAAUGGUGCGGUACCUCAUGAGAUCAAGAGAGAUCACGCUGGGGAGAGCAACAAAGGACAAACAGAUAGAUGUAGAUCUGUCACUAGAGGGACCCGCUUGGAAAAUAUCCAGAAAGCAAGGAAUAAUUAAACUGAAGAAUAACGGAGAUUUCUUCAUUGCUAAUGAGGGACGGAGACCCAUCUACAUCGACGGCAGACCGGUCCUGUCAGGAAACAAGUGGAAGCUGAACAACAACUCAGUGGUGGAGAUCGCAGGUCUUCGUUUUGUUUUCCUAAUAAACUUGGAGCUCAUCUCACUGAUAAAAGCUGAAGCGGCUAAGAUGUCACAGCAGUGAAAGGUCGGGUUCUGUCAGCUGACAGACAGUAGCGUCCGCCAGAGCAUCGCCAUGGAGACGAGGACUCCAUAUAACCUUAUUGUGACUCUUGAUGAUUUACAUCCUGGAGCAACAUGUUUAAUGUGGUGUAUGGACAUUUUAUUCUGUUAUGCCGACACUCGUGGUUGAGUCCUGUUGUGUGCAGUUUUGCAGAACAUUGUAUUUAAAUUCUCACACCAAGCUUUUGUUGUUUUUUUAAUAAUAAACUUGUUUACUCUGUCUUC
Cyprinodon tularosa is the source of this 1840-nucleotide messenger RNA. RefSeq names its product microspherule protein 1 (gene mcrs1). Lineage: Eukaryota; Metazoa; Chordata; Actinopteri; Cyprinodontiformes; Cyprinodontidae. Gene Ontology annotation, cellular component: NSL complex; Ino80 complex; MLL1 complex. The transcript has 14 exons. The record is from RefSeq and is a predicted model, not a curated record. Bases 177 to 1577 code for a protein of 466 amino acids. Gene Ontology annotation, molecular function: G-quadruplex RNA binding; protein binding. Gene Ontology annotation, biological process: positive regulation of transcription by RNA polymerase II.